Messenger RNA from Gallus gallus (chicken), 1324 nucleotides. RefSeq names its product arylacetamide deacetylase like 3B (gene AADACL3B). The coding region runs from base 84 to 1160 and encodes 358 amino acids. Gene Ontology annotation, cellular component: membrane. NCBI's taxonomy places the organism in Eukaryota, Metazoa, Chordata, Aves, Galliformes, Phasianidae. The transcript has 4 exons. The record is from RefSeq and is a predicted model, not a curated record. Gene Ontology annotation, molecular function: carboxylic ester hydrolase activity.
GAACGCUUCAAGUGGACUUUCCCAAUGUCCACAUCCCUCCUGAAGUGGAUCAACCCGGAAAGCUUCGUGCUGUCCAUGCACAUAUGGUUAUUACAUCUGCUGUGGGCAAGAUCUUGGAGAAGAUGGGAGUGUGCACAGAGAUCACCUUCACCCGCUACAUGCGCUCAGGGAAGAAGCGAGGCCCGGAGCCGCGGCUGCGCCUGCAGGACACGCGCUUUGGUGGAGUGCCGGUGCGGCUCUACCUGCCCCGUGUGCCAUCUGCUGCCCUGAGGCCUGCCACCAUCUUCUUCCACGGCGGUGGUUGGAUUUACUGCAGCAUCGAUUCCCAUGACAACAUCUGUCGUUACAUCGCCAGAGAGAGCGGCUCUGUGGUUGUGUCUGUUGGGUACCGUUUAGCUCCUGAGCACAAAUAUCCUGCUGCGUAUGAAGACUGUCUUAACGCUACCGUACACUUCAUGAGGAAUGCGGAGCACUAUGGGGUGGAUCCUGCCUGUAUCAGUGUCUGUGGGGACAGUGCUGGGGGCAAUCUAGCUGCUGCUGUUAGCCAGACCCUGUCAGGUAGAGCAGACCUCCCCAGGCUGCGUGCUCAGAUCCUGAUCUACCCAGGCCUUCAGGCAGUGGACAUGGAUUUACCAUCCUACCAGCAAAAUCGGGGAGUCCCUCUCUUGCUCCGAGAACGCGCUGCUUUCUUUGCUUUGCAGUACCUACACGGGGAUGCAUCGCACAAGCAAGACGUCCUGAAGGGCUCUCAUGUCCCUCCAGAAAUGAGACAGAAGUACAAACAGUGGGUGAGCCCAGACAACAUCCCUGAGAGGUUUAAGGCAAGGGGAUACAACCCACACAAAACUCAUGACAUCACGGCCGAAAUUUUUAAGAAAUUUGAAAGAAUUUGUGAGCCCAACCUGUGCCCCCUGCUAGCUGAAGACGCUGUUAUUCAGCAGCUGCCCGAGUCCUUCAUCCUGACCUGUGAGUAUGAUGUACUAAGAGACGACGGCUUGCUGUACAAGAAGAGGUUGGAGGACAAUGGAGUCCCAGUGACCUGGUGCCACCUCGAGGAUGGAUUCCAUGCAAUAAUAAGCCUGUAUGAUUAUGGUGGGUUGUCAUUUCCAUCCGGGAAAAGGGGAUUGGAUAGAGUUGUUCAAUUCAUAAAAGGCCUUUAGAAGAAGCUUUCCUUGGCUAUGUUACUCUACCUCAGAAAUUAGUGGAUGUUCCCAAAGCUUGGAUGGUAAUUGUCAGCAAAAAAGUGAUAGCCCUCCAUGUGUACAAUAUCUGAACUUGCAGAACGUCAAAUACUAUAAUCUGAACAGUGAUCACUGUCACUGUG